AUGGUCCCUUACAACUUCCGGCCGUUUCUUGCCAUGCAUAACAUUCAUUGUUUCUUUCCUUCUUUUUUUAGCCUUAAACAUUUUAUUUCUUCUUUCUUUCUAUUUAUGAAGACACUUCUUUUUUUUCCUUUUUUCUACAGACUCCAUUAUUUUAUUAUGGACAUUUUCCUUCGGUCUUUCUUUCUUGACCCACUUCAUUAUUUAAUUAUAAGCACUUUCCCUCGUACUUUUUCGUUCGGAUAUUCUUUCUUUCUUUCAUUUUUUUUAAUUCGUUCUUAUUUUACCCUUACACAUUUUAUUUCUUCGUUCUUUCUAUUUAUGAAGACAUUCUUUUUUUAUCUUUGUUACAGACUCCAUUAUUUCAUUAUAGGCAUUUCCUUCGGCCAUUCUUUCUUUCUUUCUUUCUUUCUUUCUUUCUUUCUUUCUUUCUUUCUUUACCCUUACAAUUUUUAUUUCUUCUUUCUUUCAAUUUAUGAAGACAUUCUUUUUUUAUCUUUGUUACAGACUCCAUUAUUUCAUUAUGGUCAUUUUCCCUUGUUCUUUCGGUCGACCAUUCUUUCUUUCUUUCUUCUUUUUUCCUUCUUUUCUUUCUUUCUUUCUUUUUUUACGCUUAACAUUUUAUUUCUUCGUUCUUUCUAUUGA
Messenger RNA from Acanthosepion pharaonis, 642 nucleotides. Lineage: Eukaryota; Metazoa; Mollusca; Cephalopoda; Sepiida; Sepiidae. The record is from the annotation of a GenBank genome assembly.